Messenger RNA from Aspergillus mulundensis, 5001 nucleotides. RefSeq lists its product as uncharacterized. Gene Ontology annotation, biological process: secondary metabolite biosynthetic process; amino acid activation for nonribosomal peptide biosynthetic process. Gene Ontology annotation, molecular function: catalytic activity; phosphopantetheine binding. Gene Ontology annotation, cellular component: cytoplasm. Lineage: Eukaryota; Fungi; Ascomycota; Eurotiomycetes; Eurotiales; Aspergillaceae. The transcript is spliced from 3 exons. The coding region runs from base 1 to 5001 and encodes 1666 amino acids. The record is from RefSeq and is a predicted model, not a curated record.
AUGCUUGCCUUGCAGAACGCAAGCGACGAGACGAUCGUCGCUCCACAUCUGCUGCUCAAGAUAACCGAUAAUCAAGCCACCCAAGAGAUCAAAGAACAACUGCGUGAGUUAUGGGCCGAAGUCCUGCAAGACGACCCAGAGAACUUCCUGGACGAAGAUGUCUUUUUCGAUGUCGGAGGCGACUCUGUCCGCAGUCAGAUGCUCAUCAUGACUGCCGAGAAACGGGGUAUCCUCCUUACCAUGGAGCAGAUCUUCAUGAAUCCCUCACUGGAGGAGAUGGCAAGUGUGGCGAGGGUGGUCACGGUGACAGUGCAAGAGGAGGUUCACGACGACACGCCAAAGCCGUUUGCAUUGAUACAGAGCCACGGCCAUGGCAACCUGCAAGACACUCUGCAGGCUGUGGCAAGUCAAUGCCAGAUCUCCCCAGAGAGGAUCGAGGACAUGUACCCCUGCAGCCCAAUGCAGGAGUCACUCGUCGCCCAGCUCGAGGGGAACACCAACCUAUACGUCCGACAGUUUGUCUUUCGAAUCUCACAUGACGCCCCGUUGGAUCGAUUCAGACAGGCGUGGGAGGACACUGUCAGAGCAAAUCCUGUACUCCGAACCCGAAUCUGCGAUGACCCCAGUGGCCGUGGAUUCGUGCAGGUGGUCGUUGACGACCUGCCUUCCUGGUCUGUUUACGAGACGGCUCUGUCCGACUUUCUCCAGAAGGAUGCAAUUACUGCCAUGAACCCUGGCGAGCUGUUCUUUCGUUAUGCCCUCGUAGCUGAUGGCAGCCAGCGAUACUUUGUAUGGACAGCCCACCACGCCCUGUGUGACGGCGCCUCCAUCCCCGAGAUCCUAAACGAGGUGGCGACGCGAUAUCGAGGCCAAUCCGACAUCAUUACCGAGCGAGCGCCUUUUCAAAACUUCAUCCAGUCAGUUGUUCACUCAGAUUCUCCGCGACAGCAAGAGCAAGACCACUUCUGGCAGAGAUCCAUGGCCGAGCUCAACCCUACCCCAUUUCCAGCACCUCCGCGCUCAGACGCGCAGAUGAAUCCUUCUGCGACCUUUGAGCACUCUCUGUAUCUCGAGCAGCAGCAAGUCCCCUUCGGACUGACAAAGGCGCUUCUCCUACGUGCCGCCUGGGCCAUCCUUCUCUCCCACUACACCGGCACACAGGACAUCGUAUUCGGAGCCAUCAACAGUGGACGCACAGCAGACAUUCCCGGAGUCAGUCAAAUGACGGGCCCUACUAUCAACCUGGUGCCGAUUGGGCUCCGUGUAGACUCCCAGCAGCCAGUCGCGUCUUUUCUAUCUCAUGUCCGGACGCAGUCUGCCGGCAUGAUUCCGUUCGAGCACAUGGGUCUGGCGAGGAUCCGGCAAGCCCUGGCCAACGGGGCUCCAACUGCCACAGACUUCCAGGCCCUGCUGGUCAUCCAUCCGAUGGAGUUUGCCGACGCGAUCAACCAGGCCAUGGAGGCGCUGGGUCUGGAGUAUCUUGAUACGCUGGGCAAGAAGGAGCAUCAUCCAUACCCACUCAUCGCAACCUGCACGAUCGCAACAGACACAACCAUCAGAUUGACACUGCAGCAUGACGAGCGGGUAGUAUCAACCAAACAGGCGGAGAGUCUGGGCCACCAGUUCGAGGCUGUAGUGAAGCAGUUGACCGAAGCCACGACCGAGACCCUGCUGGACUCGAUAUCCCCGCUCAGCAGGCACGACCUGGCACAGAUCUCGAAGUGGAACAGGAUCACUCCUCCUGUGGAAGAGACCUGUCUCCACCAUUUAUUUGGCCACCAUGUCCAGACACGGCCUGGUGCCGUGGCCGUUUGUUCCAUCGAGCGGUCUCUCACCUACGCCGAGGUGGACGUGUAUUCUACAUCGCUCGCACUCGAACUGCUUGACCGCGGUGUGAGACCUGGCACCUUUGUCGCCGUGUGCUUUGGAAAGUCCAUCUGGACCGUGGUCGCCAUCCUGGCCGUUUUCAAAGCUGGGGGCGUGUAUGUCCCGAUUGAACCGGCGCACCCGCGUGGAAGAAUCUCCGAGAUCAUCUCGGCCGUAUCCAUCACAGUGGCUCUUGCCUCUAAAGGCAGUGCAGGUGUACUCGACGGACUGUGCAGUUCCAUUAUCACUGUGGAUGGUCAAGAUCUCCGAGCAGGAACUCUACCACCGCGCCUCUCCAAGCCAUACAGUACUGCCUACCUGCUUUUUACGUCUGGCACAACCGGCAAGCCAAAGGGCCUUCUGAUGCCACAUCAGGCUAUAUGUUCUUCCAUCAUCCAUCAUGGACGGGCAUUCAGGGCCGGGCCACACUGGCGCACCCUGCAGUUUGGCGCUCACACAUUCGACCUCUCCAUCGGCGAGUUCUUCACCACGCUGGCUUUCGGAGGCUGCAUCUGCAUCCCCUCAGACGAAGAUCGUCUUAAUAACCUCGCCGGCGCAAUUACAGCCCUAGCCGCCAACACAUUGCUUGUCGUCCCAACAGUGGCCAAUCUUCUGCACCCUCACGAAGUUCCGACCCUCAAAACAAUCGUCCUCGCCGGCGAGCCGAUUACGAAAGAGACCAUCGUCCGAUGGGCAGACCACGUCGAGCUAACUGCCGCCUAUGGGCCAUCGGAGACAGCAGUCUACUGCUCCGGCAACCUGCGCGUCUCCUCCGACGCUGACCCCGCGCAUAUUGGGCACGCCAUUGGGGCCACGAUGUGGAUCGCCAACCCAGACAACUAUCACCAGCUCUGCGCCAUCGGCACCAUCGGUGAGAUCUUGAUCUCCGGCCCGCUGCUGGGAGGCGGGUAUAUAGGCGAUCCCGCGCAGACCGAUGCCGCAUGGGUGCCAGCCCCGAAGUGGAUGAAGGAGAUUGGAUCGAGCCAGUACGACGUGCUCUACCGGUCCGGAGAUCUGGCACGGUACAAUGAAGAUGGCACAUUCCGGAUUGUCGGGCGGCGAGAUACACAGGUCAAGCUGCGCGGGUACCGCAUCGAGCUGGGGGAGAUUGAGAACCAGAUCAUGGCAUCGGGUGUUGUUGCUGCUGCGUUGGCUGCACUGCCAAAGAUUGGUCCCUGUGCGAAGCAGAUUGUCACCGUCCUCAGCUUCAACUGGUCUGAUCUGGAUGAUCAGGCCAGGACCAACGAGUCCAAGCCAGUCCACACGGACAGGUUUGCGUUGGCCAGCGACCGAGACUCGCCUGAGACCAGGAAGAGACUGGAGCAGUUGCAGCGCCGCCUUGCACUGAUCCUGCCUGAGUACAUGGUGCCAACUGUCUGGGUGGUGCUUGAGAAACUCCCCCUGCUGAUCUCCGGCAAGAUCGACCGAAAGGCCAUCAAGGCGUGGGUCGACAAUAUGAGCGCAGAGACAUUCCGCGAUAUACUCGAGUACCAGGAGGAUGGAGCUGGCAACGGCGAGAUUACUCCAGGUUCGACUGCAGACACAAUCCGUGGCCUCUGGAGUGAGGCGCUUGUUCAACCGCCUGAGACCAUCCAGCUGGGCACCUCGUUCUUUGCACUGGGUGGUGACUCAAUCGCUGCCAUUCGCGUGGUGUCUGAGGGCAAGAAGUUAGGGCUGCCACUGACCGUUCGGGGUAUCAUCACUGCUAAAACGCUCGGAAACCUGGCGGCACUGGUCGAGCAGCAGCUUGAGCAAGAUGGCAGCCUUGAGACAUCAGGCAUGGAUAUCGACCGGAGUCAACCGUCCGUCAAGGACAUCCUAGCACCGUACGAGUCUCAUCUCCAGUCCCUUCUGAGCCGCCAGUCGUCUGCAGCCGUCGAGGAUGCGUACUACUUCUCUUCGAUGCAACGCGAGAUCCAGCGCCAGCGCCGCCUCAACCCAGCUGUUUUCUUACUGUCGUGGCAAAUGGAAAUUGCCAGCCGCGGUUCUGACCAGACUAUCUCACUGGAAAGACUAGCCAGGGCCUGGAAGCAGGUUGUCCAGCGGUUCUCGAUCCUCCGCAGCAUCUUCCUAGCGGAUCCGAACGGACAGCUGCCGUCUGUCCAAGUGGUGCUGGCAAACGCCGAACCGGAAAUCGCAACUGUCUCAGUCUCGAGCGAAGUGCAGACGGAGCCAACAUUCGAAAGUCUGAACGUACCACCCGUUGAUGAAUGCUUUCUGCCCCAUCGCGCCUUGUUCUCUCAGCGCGGAGACCGGUCCUUCAUCCAUAUCGAGCUUGAUCACCUCACGAUUGACGGCUGGUCAUUACGGAUAAUCAAAGAAGCCUUGCUCGAGGCAUACGAGGCAGACAGGCAUGAUCGAAUCCCGCCAGCCCCAUCCUACAAGGACUUCGUCCACGCCCAGACGCAGCCAGCGCGUGCGAGUGUGGACCGUAAGCACUGGACUUCGAUUCUACGCGGUCAAGCGCCUUCGAUUCUAUUCCCCAGUUCCUCGAACAUAACGCCCAGCCCACGCAAGACAAUCAUCUACCUCCCCGAAAUCCCAGCUACGGCGCUGUCGUCCUUCAGUGUUGCUCAAGGCCUCACUCCCGCCAGUAUCUUCGACGCCGCCUGGGCGCAAACCCUCAGCUUCUACACCCAAAGCCGCAACAUCGGAUUCGAAUACGUCGUAUCCGGACGAGACGAGGAGAUUCCAGGCGUAUUCGACAUGGUCGGGCCGCUGAUCAACGUGCUCGCGUACCAUUUGGACGGCGUGACAGCGGACCAAACGACCGCGUCAGACCUCGCGCAGCUAGCACAUAGAAUGCAGGACCAGCGGAGCCACGACAGUCUGCACUCGGCGGUCAAUAUCCGCGAGGUCAUUGGAGACCUGCAUGGCGCGAAGCAGCUGUUCAACACGGCGGUGAACUUCCAGCGGCGACCGACGGCCGUCGAGUCGGGGAUGUUAUGGGUGGAUGAUGAUGUGAGGAAGUCGGUUGAUCCGUGGCAUUUCGAUAUCCUGGUUCGUGUCAUGCACAUCACGGACGACAAUACGUUCCGCUCUUCGUUUGAGUUCGAUGCGAGAUUGUUCGAGGAGGAGAGGAUCAAGGAAGUGGCGCGGGACUUUUGGAGGAGGGUUACGACGACGUUUGAGUAG